GCAGCAGAAGCGGCAGAAGCAAGCGCGACCAGAGCCCGAACCUACAAUGGGCCGAGACCAACCACCCGGGCCCACUGCCCUCCCCUCCAAACCACCGCUCGACACCCUCAUCUCCGCCCACGACUUCGAGCAGGCGGCGUCCGUCUCCUUUUCCCCCAAGGCCUGGGCCUUCAUCUCCUCUGCCGCGACGGACCUGCACACCAAGGCCCGUAACGCCUCCGCCUACGCCCUCAUCGGCCUCCGCCCGCGCAUCCUCGUCGACGUCGCCUCCGUCUCCACAUCCACCGCCAUCCUCGGCAACCCCGUGCGCGCCCCGAUCUUCUGUUCGCCGACCGCCAUGGCCCGUCUCGUCCACCCGGACGGCGAGAAGGAGCUCGGCCGCGCCUGCAAGUCCGCCGGGAUCCCCCAGUGCGUGUCCGUCUCGGCGUCCUUCCCGCUGGACGAGAUCUUCGCCGCGCGGGCCACGCACCCCUCCCCUCCCGCCGCCGAGGGUGCGGCGGCGCCCCACGUGCCCGUCUUCUUCCAGCUGUACGUCGACAAGAACCGCGCCAAUUCGGAGCGCCUCAUCCGCUCCGCCCAGGCUCAGGGCGUCAAGGCUCUGUUCCUCACCGUCGACGCCCCGAUCCCGGGGAAGCGCGAGGCCGACGAGCGCGUGCGCUCCGACGAGUCCCUAUCCUCGCCCAUCUCCGGCGCCCGCGCCGGCAACGACGCCAAGGGCGGCGCCCUCGGCCGCAUCAUGGGCAGCUACAUCGACGCGUCGGUAAACUGGUCCGACAUCGCCUGGCUGCGGCGCACGGUACCGGGCCUGCCCAUCGUCCUCAAGGGCGUGCAGACGUGGAUGGACGCCGAGCGCGCCGCCGAGGCGGGCGUGGAGGCUAUCGUGCUCUCGAACCACGGCGGGCGCAGCCUCGACACGUCUCCGGCGACCGUCAUGGUCCUGCUGGAGCUGCAGAGGAACUGCCCGCACGUCUUCGACAGGGUCGAGGUCUACGUCGACGGCGGCGUCUCCCGCGGGACCGACAUCUUCAAGGCGCUGUGCCUGGGCGCUAAGGCGGUUGGUCUGGGCAGGGGUCUGCUGUAUGGCCUCAACUACGGCGCCGAGGGCGUGGAGAGGUACAUUGAGAUUCUGCGAGACGAGCUGGAAACGACGAUGAAGAUGUGCGGCGUCACGAGCCUCGACCAGGUCCACCCGGGCUUUCUCAACACACUGGCCGUGGACCAUCUGGUCCCGGGACGGCAGGACAACCCAAACACGCCCUGGCGCCGUGACAGACACAGCCGGUUGUGAAGCCUUGCCCGGCAUCAAAGGCACAUGACGACGUAUCCACGAUGCAUGCUUGGUGGCAA
Messenger RNA from Colletotrichum navitas, 1347 nucleotides. Its product is annotated as FMN-dependent dehydrogenase. The transcript is spliced from 2 exons. Bases 47 to 1288 code for a protein of 413 amino acids. The record is from RefSeq and is a predicted model, not a curated record. NCBI's taxonomy places the organism in Eukaryota, Fungi, Ascomycota, Sordariomycetes, Glomerellales, Glomerellaceae. Gene Ontology annotation, molecular function: FMN binding; oxidoreductase activity.